UAAGCAAUAGUCACCCCUGCUGUGGCCUCAUUUGUUGGUCACCUUGGGAGCUGAACGGUAAGACCAGUCCUUGCAACAGAAACUGUCGAAAUUUAAAAUACAAGAUGAUUCCAAUUGUGCAGAAAAUAGGACAUUUCAUUUUUUUCAAGAAAUCAGGAAAAAAUGUAUUCAAGGCAAUCGAAAGCUUUAGAGAGCUUUCAAAUAAUUACUGUCUGCCAGAAACUCACAAAUUACUUCAAGAUACCUGCAGGAAGUUUUCGGAAGAGCAAUUAAAACCAAUAGCAGCAAAAAUUGACAAGGAACACUUAUUCCCAAAAGAACAAAUCAAACAAAUAGGCAAUUUAGGACUCUUUGGAUUGACUGUACCAGAGAAUGAAGGCGGAGCCGGAUUGGACAACUUAGCCUAUGUGACAGCAAUGGAAGAAAUCAGUAGAGGUUGUGCUUCCUGCGCUACCAUAAUGAGUGUGCACUGCUCUUUAUACCUGAGUGCAGUGCAGAAUUUUGGGAAGGAUAAUCAGAAGAAGAAAUUUCUGUAUCCAUUUACAACUGGGGACAGAGUUGGCUGCUUUGCUUUAAGUGAACCAGGAAACGGAAGCGAUGCGGUAGCAGCAUCCACAACGGCUAAGCUUUCUGGAGAUUCAUGGAUCUUGAACGGAACGAAAGCCUGGGUAACAAAUGGUCAUGAAGCUGAGGCGGCAGUGGUUUUUGCAGCUACAGACAAAUCAAAGAAACAUAAAGGCAUCAGUUGUUUUCUGGUUCCUAUGCCAACCCCAGGAUUGUCCCUCGGAAAGAAGGAAGAUAAAUUGGGUAUAAGAGGUUCAUCAACCUGCAACCUCAUAUUCGAAGACUGUAUCAUACCCAAAGAAAAUCUCCUAGGACAAAUUGGAGAAGGAUUUAAAAUAGCCAUGAUGACGCUGGAUUCUGGUCGAAUUGGUAUCGCUGCGCAAGCAUUAGGAAUUUCGCAGGCAUCUCUAGACUGCGCAAUGAACUAUGCUUCUCAACGGAAGGCAUUCGGUUCAAGAAUUCUGAACUUGCAAGCUAUUCAGCUCAAAUUGGCUGACAUGGAGCUCCGACUAGAAAGUGCUCGGCUGUUAACGUACAAAGCUGCCAAGUUAAGAGACCGAGGAGAAAGAUUUACUAAGGAAGUUUCUUUAGCAAAAUUAGCUGCUUCUGAAGCUGCCACUUUUGUUUCCCAUCAGGCUAUGCAAAUUUUAGGUGGCAUGGGAUAUAUCACAGAUAUGCCAGUUGAAAGACACUACAGAGAUAGCCGGAUAACAGAAAUUUAUGCAGGGACAGCUGAAAUUCAGAAACUAAUUAUUACUGAGAAUCUUAUAAAAGAAUAUGGCCUUCAAGAAUCAUAAGUGGAAAACAGGAAAUAAUGCUUACAACUCAGUAUUUGAAAUUGUUAAUAAACUGUGAAACAAAAAAGCAUGAUUAUUUUAUUUAUUAAAUUUAAAUUAAGUUUAAGUGUAUAAAAUAAUUAAAAUUUUAUUUUAUGAAAACAAUGCAAGAAUAAUAGCAUUUAUGUAAUCACAAAUGGCAAAUAAAAAUUAAUUAAAAACUAAAAUAAAAAAAAUAAGAAAAAACAGUGAAGAAUCAUUGAGAUCGCUUUCAGUGCAAGAGUAUUUUAGAUUUUUUUCUUCCAAGUUCUUAAAAAUAAUAAAUAUAAUAAAAUUCAUUAAAAAAUUUGAAAAUAUUAUAUUGCAGCUUGCUAAAUGAAGAAUGCAAUGCUCAUUAGGGUAAAACGAAAACGGCCUUAAAAAAAUUUUUUUUUCUACGAUUUUAGUUUGGUAAUAGUGGGGAAAAGUUGCCUUUUAGGCUCAUAAAGAAUAAUUGUAAAUUUGGUUGCAAUAUUGCAACAUCUUAAGGUGCAGCAAAAAGCUUGGAAUUUGAAAAAAAAUUGAAAAAAGUGACAAAUUUUAAAAUAGGUCUUUAAAUUUAUUUUUUCGAUUUCAGUUUGGUAAUAAAGAGGAAAAAGUGUCUUUUAGGUUCAAAAAAAAAAUUUUUUUUUAUUUAAUUUUGUUGCAAUACUAUAUUAUCCUGAGGUGCCGCGAA
Molecule: messenger RNA, 2055 nt
Organism: Argiope bruennichi
Lineage: Eukaryota; Metazoa; Arthropoda; Arachnida; Araneae; Araneidae
Product: short-chain specific acyl-CoA dehydrogenase, mitochondrial-like
Exons: 11
Coding region: 105-1361 (418 amino acids)
Biological process (GO): fatty acid beta-oxidation using acyl-CoA dehydrogenase; butyrate catabolic process
Cellular component (GO): mitochondrion
Molecular function (GO): flavin adenine dinucleotide binding
Source: RefSeq, a predicted model, not a curated record